Ascochyta rabiei is the source of this 3342-nucleotide messenger RNA. RefSeq lists its product as uncharacterized. The record is from RefSeq and is a predicted model, not a curated record. The transcript is spliced from 3 exons. Gene Ontology annotation, biological process: rescue of stalled cytosolic ribosome; ribosome-associated ubiquitin-dependent protein catabolic process. Gene Ontology annotation, cellular component: RQC complex. Bases 1 to 3342 code for a protein of 1113 amino acids. Gene Ontology annotation, molecular function: tRNA binding; ribosomal large subunit binding. NCBI's taxonomy places the organism in Eukaryota, Fungi, Ascomycota, Dothideomycetes, Pleosporales, Didymellaceae.
AUGAAGCAGCGAUUCUCCAGCUUAGACGUCAAGGUCAUCGCGCACGAACUCUCAAAGGCGCUGACUUCUCUGCGGGUCACAAACGUGUACGACCUCUCCUCGCGCAUCUUCUUGAUCAAGUUUCACAAGCCCGACCAUCGCGAACAGCUGCUGAUCGACUCUGGCUUCCGCUGCCAUCUUACCGAAUAUGCGCGCACCACAGCCGCAGCGCCCUCAGCCUUUGUCGCUAAGCUGCGCAGAUACCUGAAGACCAGAAGAGUCACCUCCAUCGCGCAAGUGGGCACCGACCGCAUCCUCGAAUUCCAGUUCUCCGAUGGACUCUACCGACUCUACCUGGAGUUUUAUGCUGGUGGAAACAUCGUCCUGACCGACGGCGAUCUGAACAUCCUGGCCCUGCUGCGCAACGUAGAAGAAGGCGAGGAACACGAGAAGCUCAGGGUGGGGCUGCAGUACAAUCUGUCCUUGCGACAGAACUACAGUGGCGUGCCAGAGCUCACGAAAGAGCGCAUUCGCCAAGGUCUCCAAAAGGCCGUCGACCGCCAACAAGAGCAACCUGCAGGAAACGCAAAGAAGGCCAAGAAGGCAGGGAAAGACGCUCUGAGGAAAGCACUAGCCACCUCAAUCACCGAACUGCCUCCGCUGCUUGUCGACCACGCGCUGCACGUUGCCAGCUACGACUCGACCUUGAAGCCAGAGCAAGUGCUUGCAGAUGAAGGCUUGCUCGACGGGCUGCUAAAGGUUCUGCAAGAUGCGCUUAGGAUGACAAAGGAGAUUACAGAACCAGAUCAGGUCAAGGGAUACAUUCUGGCCAAGUCCAACCCCGCAGCACCGAGCGCGGAAGAAGAGGGUUCUGAGAAAGGCAGGCUCCUAUAUGACGAUUUCCACCCGUUCCGUCCUGCACAGUUUGAGAACACCGACCUCACCUUCCUCGAGUUCGAUGCCUUCGGCAAGGCUGUUGACGAGUUCUUCUCGUCCAUCGAGGGCCAGAAGCUCGAGUCCAAGCUACAAGAGCGCGAGCAACAUGCGAAGAAGAAGUUGGAAAAGGCGCGCAAAGAGCACGAAGAGCGUAUUGGUGGGCUGCAGAAGGCUCAAGAGCUGGAUUUCCGCAAAGCAGAAGCCAUCCUCGCAAAUGUUCACCGCGUUACGGAAGCAACAGAUGCUAUCAACGGUCUCAUCACACAGGGCAUGGACUGGGUAGACAUUGGACGUUUGAUCGAGCGGGAACAGAGCUCGGGCAACGCUGUCGCGCAGCUCAUCAAGCUGCCGCUGAAGUUGCAAGAAAACACCAUCACGCUGCUCCUCGACGAGAACACCUGGACAGAGGGCCAAGAUGAGGAAGACGAGGGAAACAACACUAGCUCGGUCAGCGAAGACAGCGAUGACGAGGACGAUGGCAACAAGAAGAAGGCUGCGCCCGUAAAGGUAGCCGCGCAACCAAAGCUUACCGUAGACAUCGACCUCGGCCUAUCUGCAUGGGCGAACUCGACGGAGUACUUCGAUUCGAAGAAGAAUGCCGCAAGCAAAGAGGAGCGUAUGUUGCAAGCAUCUGAGCGAGCACUUAAAAGUCACGAGAAGAAGGUUGCCGAGGACCUCAAGAAGGGUCUGAAGCAAGAGAAGGAAGUGCUGCGACCUGUGCGCAAGCAGCAGUGGUUUGAGAAGUACAUAUACUUCAUCUCCUCAGAUGGCUACAUGGUGCUCGGCGGGAAAGACGCUCAACAGAACGAGAUCAUCUACCAAAGAUACCUGCGGAAGGGCGACGUCUAUGUUCACUCCGACCUGAAGGGAUCCAUACCUAUGGUCAUCAAGAACAACUUGAACACUCCGGAUGCGCCUAUUCCGCCAUCUACACUUUCACAAGCGGGCAACCUGUCUGUCUGCACGUCAGAGGCAUGGGACUCGAAGGCCGUCAUGUCGGCAUGGUGGGUCCUCGCUGAUGGCGUCACCAAGACUGGUCAGACUGGAGAGUUCUUGCCCCCCGGUGUCUUCAACAUCAAAGGCAAGAAAGAGUUCCUGCCACCUGCGCAGCUCAUUGUUGGCCUUGGUGUGAUGUUCGAAAUCAGCGAGGACAGCAAGGCUCGCCACCACAAGCACCGAGUGCAAGGUGGUCUGGUCCCUACCACAGCAGAGGCCGAGGCGGAAUUAGCACAGGAAAAGAAGACGGCUCAAGCUGGUGAGACUGCAGACAGCGACGACGACGAUGAUGCUUUCCCGGACGCAAAGAUGGCAUCUGACUCUGAAGAGGACUUCCCCGAUGCGAGAAUGGACGAUUCGGAUGAGAGCGACGCCGAUUCUGAAGCAGAAGCGCCUUCUAACCCACUUCAAUCGAAGACUGCAGACCAGAAAGCCGACUCGGAAGACGAAGAGGACGGUGUUCCUUCGCCGCAGAGUGAGCCUGUUGCUGCUACUUCGGAGAACGAGACUGCGCAAACCCAAGAGAAAGACAAGACCGGAGACAAGUCGGGUAUCCGUCACUUAUCAGCACGAGAGCGUCGCCUUAUGAGAAAGGGCCAACUACCAGACGCAACGCCGGGCUCAGCUGCUGCUGAAGAGAACGACGAUGAGGGCCACUCAGCCGGCAACGAGUCGAAGCCUGCCACACGCGCCCCUGGGACCGUCACGUCGCAAGCCACGAAGAACAGCUCAGCACCGCUGCCCCGCGGCAAACGAGGAAAGGCAAAGAAGCUCGCCACCAAAUACGCGGCGCAAGACGAAGAAGACCGCGCGCUGGCAAUGCGCCUUCUCGGCUCCAAAUCUGGUCAAGUGGCCGCUGAAACCGCCGCAAACGACGCCCGCAAAAAGGAAGAAGAAGCGCUCGCUAACAAGCAACGUCGACGAGAGCAACAUCAGCGUGCUCAAGACAAAGGCAAAGCGGCUGAAGAAGCGCGCCGCGCCGCACUCGAGAACGACGAUGAAGGCGAGGACGACGAGAGUCUGAAGAGCAGUCUCCUCAACCUUGACGCGUUCACAGGCCGUCCCUUGCCAGGCGACACGAUCCUGAGCGCGAUUCCCGUCGCAGCGCCCUGGGCUGCACUUGCAAGCUACAAGUACAAAGCCAAGAUCCAGCCCGGGUCUACCAAGCGCGGUAAAGCCGUCAAAGAAGUACUCUCGAUCUGGGAUCACGCAGGCAAGGACGCAAGGGCGACGGACAGACACAGCCAGGAUGUGGAGCGCAUCUGGCCGCGCGAGAUGGAGCUGAUCAGAGGAUGGAAGGAGCCCGAAGUAGUCAGCGUGCUGCCGGUUGCCAAAGUCAGGGUCAUGAUUGCGGGAGGCAGAAGGGGCGCUGCGGCUGCAAAGGGGAAGAAGAGCGCGAGGGGUGGCAGGGGGAGCAAGAAGAGCAAGUAG